Messenger RNA from Arachis ipaensis, 773 nucleotides. Lineage: Eukaryota; Viridiplantae; Streptophyta; Magnoliopsida; Fabales; Fabaceae. The record is from RefSeq and is a predicted model, not a curated record.
GAAAUUUUGUUUACCCUCGAUCACCCUCGGUUCCUCCUCACUCACGCAACACACACCCUCAUCCUCACUCAACAGAGACAAAAAAGAGGGAAGAAAUCAGAAAGCUAAGGGGGAGAACGGGAAGAAGAAGAGAUCGUCGAAUGCCAGUGACAGAGAGAGAGCUUGAGGAAGAGAGAAAACGCAAUGGAGGAGAGAAGAAAGGGGUGCUCUGUCGCCGCUGAAGCUCCACCGCCGCUGCUAGGGCUUGUUGUCGUCGCCGUUCUGCCACCGCCAGGCUGCUGUAUCGCCACUGAGGAUCUCGAAGGGAUGUCUCGCCGCCGUUGUGCUCUGUCGCUGCGCUGCCGUCGACUGGAGCUCGCCGCUGAGCUGCUGCACCGUCUCCAAGCCGUUGCGUCACCGCUCAUCUCUUCUUCACCAUCGCCGCUCAUCACCAUGGUUGUAUCCUCUGUCACCAGUUCGAAGGUGUGUAUAGUUUUGAUAGUGGCUAAUCGAGAUAGAGAAGGUAUGUAUCAAUUUUCAAUUGGUUCUGUGAAUUUUUGGGGGGUUUUGGGUACUAAUUUUAGGUUUUCAAUUAGUUUAGUAUCUUAAGGAAAAAUUAGUGAAAAGAACAGGUUUCACAUUGAAAUAUUCUGAUUGAUGUCUUGGUUCAUACGCAUUCCUUGAACAUAGUGGUUGCUUUCAAUUUCCAGCUUCAAGCUAUAUUCCUCUCUGAUGCUUUUUUUGGUUAUGUUUUCUUUGCUUUGGGUGUUUUACAUGGAAUUAAGCUGUGUUUU